AUGUCGACUGCAACUACCAUUAUCGCGCCAUCGACAACAGUCUCGGCUGUCCUUACCCACUUUUCUCCUCCUCAAGACGGCUCACUUCCGUAUACGUGUGUCAACGAAUCUGCAGAUAGACCUCGUCAGAACUGGGUCCCUCAAGAACACAACGUGGACAUAGAGGAUGUUCGUACAAACGGUACGGAGAAAGAUUAUACACUAGACAAGAACGGGUUCCAAUUCUAUAGGGAGGCUGCGAAGCAUACCUCGUUCUUGACCGACGAGGAGGUAGAGAAAGAGUACUAUCCGGAGAGCAUCGAACUGAUCAAGAAAUUGACCGGUGCAAGAAAGGUCGUCUUGUUUGACCAUACUAUUCGACGUCGCCGCCCUGGUGAACUCGACACCGAUGUGACGAAACGGCAACCCGUAGCUCUAGUCCAUGUCGACCAGACUCCGGAAUCUGCAGCGAAUCGUGUCAGGCGCCAUUUACCAGCAGACGAAGCUGAAGAAAUCCUUCGGAGUAAAUCUCGUUUCCAAAUCCUCAACCUCUGGCGACCAAUUGCUAAUCCUGCCCUGGAUUGGCCCCUCGCACUCUGUGAUUACAGCACCGUCGACAAGAAGAAGGAUUUGGUGCCCGUUGCUCUAAUAUACCCUGACAGGGAAGGUCAGACUUUCGGUGUCAGAUUCAGUGAGAACUAUCGAUGGAAGUAUGCCAAGGGUAUGACGCCUGAGGACGUUGUGUUGAUCAAGUGCUAUGAUUCGAUUGAGGAUGGAAGUGUUGCUCAGUUCACACCCCAUACCGCAUUCCAGGACCCGACCACGCCUGAGGGGGCUCCUCUCAGACAGUCCAUCGAACUUCGUGCGCUUGUAUUUUACUAG
Messenger RNA from Marasmius oreades (fairy-ring Marasmius), 861 nucleotides. RefSeq lists its product as uncharacterized. NCBI's taxonomy places the organism in Eukaryota, Fungi, Basidiomycota, Agaricomycetes, Agaricales, Marasmiaceae. Gene Ontology annotation, molecular function: oxidoreductase activity. The record is from RefSeq and is a predicted model, not a curated record. The transcript is spliced from 3 exons. Bases 1 to 861 code for a protein of 286 amino acids.